Messenger RNA from Salvelinus fontinalis (brook trout), 1873 nucleotides. RefSeq names its product immunoglobulin kappa light chain-like. The coding region runs from base 1 to 999 and encodes 332 amino acids. Lineage: Eukaryota; Metazoa; Chordata; Actinopteri; Salmoniformes; Salmonidae. The record is from RefSeq and is a predicted model, not a curated record. Gene Ontology annotation, cellular component: plasma membrane. The transcript has 8 exons.
AUGCCAGGCCCCCUGCUACUUCUGCUGUGCUGGAGCUAUGUCUUGAAAGCUACACACACAUCAGUUAUAACCCAGACACCUGGAGUGGUGAUGGUGAACGCUGGUGAUACAGUGACCUUGAAAUGCCAUUUGAGUGAGAUUAUCACCUACUGCUUCUAUGUGAGUUGGAUGAAAGUGGACCCCAGGACUGGAACACACAGCAUGAGUACAGACUUAAAGGUUGAUAACAUUUCAAAGGACCAGGAACAGGACAACCUAUGUUCUGUUACAUUCACCAAUGCAAAAGUGAGCGACUCUGGCAUGUACUACUGUUCGGCUGUUCACUCCAAAAUGGUGUACUCUGGCAAUGGUUCUAAGGUUAUUGUUUUGACAGAGAGAGAAAGGGUAGGGAACAGCACUAAAGCCCCAACCCUCCAAAUCGUCUCUUCGCCAGAGGGUGACAGCUCCUUCAUCCCUCUGCUGUGUUUGGUGUUGGAAGUGGUCCCGUCUCAGGUCCGUGUGUUCUGGCUCAUAGACGGGAGAGAAGAGAGUGGACUCACUGACUCCACCUGGACAGACAACAGUGAAUCAGCCACAGAGUUCACUAGGAACCAGAUUCUUGUCCAGGCAGAGGAGUGGAACAGACGAACAGAGUUUACAUGUGUGGUGGAGUUUGAGGGGAAAAAUCUCACCAAAACACUGCUGCAACACAAUGAUUCCAAUGCCAUGUGCACAAUGCUGAUGUAUGGGGCCUCUGCAGCUGCUCUCCUCGCCAUAAUAGUUGCUGUCACUACUGCUGUGUGUCUGCACCGUGGGCAUCCUGUGGUUAUCGAUGCAGAUACAAGACAAAGAGGCACAGACACUGAGAACAGACAGGAUCAAUCUGGGAGACGCGGAGAAGCAAGAAGGGCAGUUAGAUCAUCGUUCUCGGAGGUCCAGUAUGCGACUUUGGACCAUAUCAAUUUUGGGAGACGCACAAAUACAGUUCUCCAAUCAGAUUUUGACAAAGAAAUUGCAUAAAAGUUCCAUGUAUUUUUUCAUGAUGUAGAUGCUUAUGAACUGCCACUGAAAACAUGUUCAGAUUAUUAUGUAUGUAUUUGUGUAUAAAGCAAGAGCCAGUGUCCGCAAUCGCAAAGUGCCCAGAGCCAACGAUGCGACACAGAGCUCUUUCUUUUAUAUUGGAAUUCAACUGUGGAAUAGACUCCCAGUAGUCAUUAAGCUGUCCCAGUCCAGAAAGGUUUUCAGAGGUCAGGUUAGAUCCCUUCCGUCAGAAAAAGUGUACAGGUCUAAAUAGGAAAAGAACUGAAAUAGUCUUGAAUGUUGUAUUGAUUGUGUAUUUAUUAUGGUGUAGGCUAGUUAGCUACUUAUCAUAGGCCCAUGUCACAGGAGGUUGGUGGCACCUUAAUUGGGGAGGAUAGGCUCGUGGUAUUGGCUGGAGUGGAAUAGUAUCAAAUACAUCAAACACAUGGAUUGAUGCCAUUCUAUUUGCUCCGUUCCAGACAAUAUUAUCAGCCGUUCUCCCCUCAGCAGCCUCCACGGCCCAUGUAUUUUCUUGUGUUGUGUCCUGUUUUUGUCUUACAAAGAAAACCACAUUAGAAAUAAGUGUUCUUACACUAUUGUGUGUCAUCCUCUGGGAUUCUUUGUACUUUUAAAAUUGUAAGAGUUGUAUUAUCCAAAAUCAAUCAAUCAAUAUGGCUUGUAAAUUAAUGCUUUUGUUUUUCUUUGAUUUCAUUUUAUUACCUCUUUCAUUACCUCUUAUCUAAUUUACUAUUUCCCUGGAACUCUUAGUGCCAACCAUGCCUCUGUUUUUAAACAGAUAUCUAAAACAUAUGUUUAAAAACUUUGCUUGAAUACAAAAAAAAUAUGAUGUUAAAAUUCUCAAUCUCAAACGCCA